Molecule: messenger RNA, 4029 nt
Organism: Prinia subflava (tawny-flanked prinia)
Lineage: Eukaryota; Metazoa; Chordata; Aves; Passeriformes; Cisticolidae
Product: putative short-chain dehydrogenase/reductase family 42E member 2
Exons: 14
Coding region: 2155-3366 (403 amino acids)
Biological process (GO): steroid biosynthetic process
Molecular function (GO): 3-beta-hydroxy-Delta5-steroid dehydrogenase (NAD+) activity
Source: RefSeq, a predicted model, not a curated record
CCAGGAAGAUGAGGUGAGCAGCCCUCAGCCUGAUGGAGGCAUUUGCAGGAGAUGCCUCAGUGGGGAUGACCUGAGUCAUGCUCAGUCAGUGACUUCAGUGUCCAUCUGUCAGCUCUGUGUCAUUUGCUUUCCUGGUUUGUGCUUGCUGGAAUGCAACCCCCUGUAUUAGACAUAAUAAAAGAGGAGUUUUAUAACUGACCAAAGGCAUAUUUUUCUGCCAGCUUGUUUGUAAGUCAUGUCAUUGCUGUGACUCACUGAAUAUGCUGAUUUGUGUAUAAUGAAUUAAAGACGUGGCUCCACCAGUUGCUACAUCCACGUGUGUCUACAACCCCCUUCAGGAGAGCGCUGCUUUCACAGCAGGAGUUGGGAACUUGUGUGGAGCAGCUCAUGUGCUGCCCUAAUUUCCAGUUUCCAGCUCCUCAGCCAGGUUUAACUGGUGCAGAUGUUCCUAACCCUAAGCAAGGACUGCCAGUUUGGGAACUCCUUUGUGCACAGUUCAGCCACAGCUGCUUUAGGGGACAGCUUCCAGGAGAAUGGUGACAGCUUGGCGUAGGGACAAAUUCCUCCAUCAAGUAUGCCUGAAUUUGAGUCACCCCCAGCAGUUAAGGGAAGGUCAUGGCAGUGUGUGUUUUGUGUCCUUUAGAAUUCUGUUCAGUAAGAGUGUCUCUGUGCCUUAUGAGCAUGUUGCUACUGUUAGCAUGUAUCUAGAUUUGUAACCAAAAACUUCCAAAACUUUAGGCACCCAAAUGUGUUAAUACAACCAAGUCACUGGAAUUUUCAUGGAAUCACUUUAAUACAUCUAAAUCAGAUGUAUAUCAGAUGUAUAUUUUAUUCCAUUGAACUUUGGUCCUUUGUGAAACCAUCUCAAACAGAUGCGUAUGAGAUGUUUGCUUGCUGAUUAGUUUAAAUAAAUAAAUAUGUAAUAGGAAGAGAGAGGAAGAGGGGAAAAUGCAAUUCCAGAGAAUUACCAGUGUCAGAAAACACCCUUUUCCUUCCCUGUCUCUGUUACAAUAAUGAUAAUUUAGGUUUGAGGUAGUGAAUGGCAAAAGUAGUUUAUAAGGAGGCUGAUAAUGUCUGACUCAUAUCACAUGAGACUUCAGCAGUUAGAAUCUUAAAUUCUACCCAGAAUUCAUUAAGUAGCUUAGGCAGCCCUUGUAAGCCACAAGUUUUUGUACUUUCAGUGACAUGGGCUGCCUCUGUCACCAUGGCCACUCCGAAUGUGGUACCAAGGCUUUUCUAAACAGAGUAAAAACUAGUAAAUAACAAACCUGCUGGAACUGGUGUUAUAAUUUCUUUCAAACCUGCAUCUGUAUAGUUUGUUCGACUCUUUUUUUGUCUCUGUGAUUCCCAUGUGUAGCAAGCCAAGCUGUGAUCCCUGCUAAUUGUAGAGAAACGUGCCUUUAUUCAGUAGUGUAACACAGUAUUUUUAUUUACGAUGUAUUUGUAUUCCUUCCCUUCAUAUAUUGCAUAAACUGUUCUCUUCUUUAACAAGACCCAAGGGCUGGUACAGGGAUGUUUGUUGCUGCUGUGAGAAGUUGCUUUGUUUGUUCCUGUAAUUCCAUCCUGACUUGGCAAUGCAGGCUCAGAGUUAUCAUUUCAUUUGACCUGUAAAUCAAUCUGUGUAACAUGCAAAGUAACCACGAAUGCAAAGGAAAUGAGAACAAAGUCAUUGGAAAAGCAUUUUAUGGAGCACAUUCCAAGGCUGUAUUUAUGUGUGCUUUAUUCCUUCCACGAGGAAACAGUGCAAUAUGCAGAACUGUAACACAAAUACACAGAGAAACGGGAAAAAGGAAGGAUAGAGUGAGAAUAUUUAUGUAUGUUAAUGAAGAAUGGGGGGAUUUAAGAAGAACCUGAUCUCUCAGCUUUGCAGCAAGGAAUAAGGAUCUGCAUCUUCUUUUCCCUUCUGGCCUGGACUUAGAGCACGACAUGGAAACAUUUGGCAGGAUGCAUUGAAUAAAAUAUGACCAUCCCUCUUUACUAAAGCCAACCACCAGCUACAAAGGAGCAGGAACAGCAAAAGGCCUGAGCACACCUGAACUUCUGUGUCUGCCUGAUGCCCUUGAGUCACGAAUUGUCCAGCACAGACUUCUCACCCUCUUCCCUGCACAGGAAGGCCUGGGAGAGCGCUGACUGCAGGACUCUACCAAGGUCGCGAUGCCAGAGGGAUGCAGGGAGGAGCUCCCCGGCGGGCAGCCCUGUGAGAGCCCGGGGACGGAGCCCGCCGGGCUGCGGGCUCCCCGCCGCAGCAGGACCAUGGUGACAGGGGGCGGCGGCUACCUGGGCUACAACCUGGGCUGUGCCCUCGCCAGCUCGGGAAUCGCUGUUGUGCUCUUUGAUGUUCGGAAGCCUAAAUGGGAAAUUCCAAGCGGAGCGGAUUUUUUCAAGGGUGAUGUGAGGGAUUAUGAAGCAGUGUUUGAAGCAUGUGAAGGGGUUGACUGUGUGUUCCAUGUAGCUGCAUGUGGAAUGUCGGGAUUGGAACAACUUCAAAAGAAAGAUCAGAUUGAAUCCAUAAAUGUUGGUGGCACAAAAAUAAUAAUUGAUGUCUGCAAACAAAGAAAUAUCCCUAGACUGAUCUAUACCAGUACAGUGAAUGUGGUGUUUGGAGGGAAUCCUAUUGAAGAAGGAGAUGAAGAAACUGUACCAUAUUUUCCACUGGAAAAGCAAUUUAAUCAUUAUUCCAGAACCAAGGCAAUUGCAGACCAAAUGGUCCUUGCUGCUAAUGGAACUUUACUCAAAGGAGGGGACAAGCUCCACACGUGUGUGCUUCGCCCGCCCGGCAUCUACGGACCAGAAGAGCAGCGGCACCUGCCUCGAGUAGCCAUAAAUAUCCAGCGGAGACUUUUUAACUUCAAGUUUGGGAAUCACAAAGUUCAGAUGAACUGGGUUCACAUAGGAAAUCUAGUGCAAGCUCAUUUACUGGCUGCUGAGGCUCUCACCUCUGAGAAGGGCUAUGUGGCUAGUGGUCAGGCUUAUUACAUCCACGAUGGUGAAAAUGUCAUCUUCUCUGAGUGGAUUGUGCCUUUGUUUGAAAAAUUAGGCUACAGGAAACCUUGGAUACACAUUCCUGUUCUCCUGGCUCAUAUAGCAGCCACUGUGAUGGAAUAUCUGCACCUGAUACUAAAGCCAGUUUUUAGCUUUACACCUGUCUUGACAAGGAAUGAGGUGUGGAAUGUCACUGUAACUCACACUUUCCGAAUUGACAAGGCACGAAAUCAACUCGGUUACAAACCCAAGAAAUUCUCAUUCGCUGAUUCUGUGGAUCAUUAUCUAAAAACAAGACCUACCUGCCAAGAAGAUCACACGUUCCUUAAAAUGGUGUUUGUUUUUGUCAUUUUGUUAAGUUUGAUCAUUCUUUCUUUCUUCUAAAAUCAAAUAACCACUCACCUGUUCCAGAAAACCUCAUUUUGUUUCUGAGUAUUAAUUAUCUGGUCAUAAUACAUUCCUCAGCCACUCGGGACUUUGUUAUUCAUAUUACUAUGAUGACACCUCUCUGACCUCAUUAAGAAAGAAAGAAAACCCAAACAAAAAAACCCUAGAAAAGUGAAAACACAGGACAUAUCAGGAAAUAUUCCUCAAGAGAAACACAGUGUUACAGCAAAGGAGUUCACCACAAAUGGGUGCAGGAACACUUUUAAUGGAUCUUCAUUAAGUAAUUGUUUCCUGCUGGGAAGCAUUUACUAAAAAUGAUAAUUCAGGAGGGUGAGAAGGUGGAAGAAGAGGAACUGUCACAGGACAACAGUGGUGCAACAAGUCCAGUAGCUCCAAUGAAGAAAAGGGUGACUAAACAACUCUUCUGAUGAAGCCACAGCUACACCUACUGUCAGCUAGCCUGAGGAAUUACAGAGACCUGGGAAACAGUGCAAAAAAUAUGGAAAGUAAAUAUUUAUAAAUAAUAGGUGAAUAGAGGAAUGAAAAUCAUAUUUAUGUAAAAGUUGUAUUGUUCUAAAGCUUUGUAAAAAUGUAAUAAAUAUCAUUGUGUGUUUGUAAAUCAAAUAAUAUCCUUUCAAUGCAAUAAUAAAUAAUAGCUGA